Messenger RNA from Paramecium tetraurelia, 1248 nucleotides. RefSeq lists its product as uncharacterized. The transcript is spliced from 3 exons. NCBI's taxonomy places the organism in Eukaryota, Ciliophora, Oligohymenophorea, Peniculida, Parameciidae. The record is from RefSeq and is a predicted model, not a curated record.
AUGUCCAAAAGACGUGAAGAUCGACUGAUGUUUAAAAAUUAAAAUUCAAAUUACUAGUUAGACUCAAAUUCUCUUGAUAUGAAAAAACAGUUCAAUUUUAAUAUUUAUGAACGUCAAACAUCUGCAGAACGUAAAUCUACUGAUAGUGGAUUGGGAAGAUAUUAUAACUCAUAUUACUAAAGGCCAUUACCAUAGAGAUCACCUGAUGAAUAUAAGUCAUUCACUAAUAAUUAAUUGAGCAAAAUACCUUCCUUUUUGAAUUACGAUAAAGGUGAUAAAUCUAAACGUUUUCCUUCAAAUGAUCUUCAAUAACAAGUGAAUUCAUUUUAGUAUCUUCCUAAAUAAUAAUACUCAUCAAUGCACGACCAAGAACAUUCUUAAAAACGAAAGUUUUAUUUGAAUGAAAUAGUAGAAUUGUAAAAAAGAUAAUAAAGUCCAACUAUUUUUUCAAAAAAACAAAGUCUUUUAGAUGGAGAUAGAACAUGGAUGCAUACCAAUUAAUAAUAGCAUUCAUUUUUUAGCCCUAAAAAUAAUGUUUAGCCUAAAUUAUCCAAAAAUGCUAGUGAUUACAUUUCAAAUUAUCGUCCAUUAACUUCACUUGAUAUUUAAAAUGAUAAAAACUUAACCAAAAUUCAAUCAUAAAAAUUUCAGCCAUAUGUGAACAACAAUUCAAAAUUUGAUAUUGGUAAACUGAGAAUGGAAUUGGAAUAAUAUAAGAUAAACAAUAAGAGCAGAAUAGGAGAUGGAGUAUCUAUUUUAAAAAAUAGGGAACAAUAUAAGGAUUAUCCUAAUACAUUCAUUAGAAGAGACGUUUCGCCUAAAUUAAACUUUAACUACAUCAAACCAAAAGUUGAGGAAACAAGCAAGGAUAUUUUAUUUAAUUAUAAACAACAAAAGCAGAGUUCUCCAUAAAAAUAGAUUCAAAGUUUUAAGGCUUCAGAAUUAGGAAAUCCAAAAAAACAGCCAUUUUAGUUAAUAAACCAAAGAAAUAAUUAAUAAGGGGUUUUAUCUGACAAUUAGAGAUUUUUAUAGGAACGAAGAAAGACUCCAGAAACAAAUAGAGUUGACGAGUUAAGAAAAUAGUUAUAUAGCACUUACAAGCCAUCAAAUAGAGAGUUAUUUUUUGAAUCACUAAAUAAGUCUACACCUUAUAAUAAGAUUGCAAAUUAGAGAGAACAAAAUUAGCAGUCUUCAAAUACUAGAGAGAAAGAUUAGAUAAAAUACAAGUUAGAUAAAAAAUUCAUCUGA